This is a messenger RNA of Drosophila kikkawai, 3171 nucleotides long. It is a transcript of the gene Tmf, whose product is annotated as TATA element modulatory factor. The record is from RefSeq and is a predicted model, not a curated record. Gene Ontology annotation, cellular component: endoplasmic reticulum; Golgi apparatus. Lineage: Eukaryota; Metazoa; Arthropoda; Insecta; Diptera; Drosophilidae.
UGUAGGAGUAGUAUUUUCGUGCAUUAUUUACAGUUACCAAUCAGCGUGUGUAGUGUUGGAGCUGCAGCAGCCAACUGCGACGACGUCAGCAGCCGCGGGGGUGUAAACAGUAUUGAUAUUUGUUGUUUUUGUUCGGCGCUAUGAGCUGGUUCGAAAAGGCCAAAACCGUGCUGAUCGAGGCCCUGGACAUCCAGGACGAUGAUAGCAAGGCGGCAGCGGCGGCGGCGGCGGUCACAGACAAAGCGGACAAGACAGCAGGAGGAGCUGCAUCUAGUGCCAGCGGUGGUGGGCAGCUUAAAGAUAGUGAGGGAGCAGCAGGCACAUCCUCCUCCAGUUCCUCGGUUCCUGCCACCCCCGCCGCCGGCGACACGCCCACAUUCUUUGACAAUCCGCAUGCCAACGAAAUGGUCACCAUUCCGCCCAGGGCCAGCGACGCCGCCACCACAUCCACAUCGACACCGUACGCCAAGCGUCAGUCGGCCACCUCGGAUUCAGUGGACCUGCUCUCCUCGCCCACAUCCCCCGUAGAGGAGGUCUCUGCCUCUGUCUCGGCUUCGGUUUCCGCCUCCGUCUCCGCUGGCAACAAACGCCAUUCGGAAUCAUCGCUGGAACUUAUCACGGCCACCACGGCCAGUGAGCUGGAGAUGGAAAUGGAGCUGUCGCCGGACACGGAGCCCUCGCUGCCCGACAGCAUUGUGAUCAUUGCCAGCAACGAUACCUCGGAUAAUGCCGAGGGCGAUGGCGAGGAUGACGAGGAAGAUGAUGAGGAUGAGGACGAGGGCACGCAGCUGGAACGGCACAUGGAGGAUCAUCUUAAUGACUCCACCAAGACAAUGAAGGCCUUGGUGUUCAGCGACACCCAGACAGCUGGCAAUGUGACCGCCGGUGGCGCCGAUUCCGAUUCCACGCAGAGCUUCGAGGACAUCCAAAUGAUGCAGCUAAGCCACAAGGGUGCCUCCAGUUCUGGCAAGUCCCCGGCCACGGGUGGCCCCAACUCCAACAAGCCAGAGAUGAUGGUGGACCAAAGCUAUUCCUCCACAUCCUCGGACAUAGAGAUCAUCUCGAAUCCGAACGGCGACUCCAGCACCAACAGCACCACGACGCGUACGAGUCCCCAAAAGUUCAAGGAGCUGGCAGCGGCGGGCAAGGCGGCAGCAGCAGCAGCAGCAGCGGCUACCUCCUCUGGCAGUGCUCUAAAGUCCAAGGGUCAUCAUCGCGAGCCCUCGGAGAUCUCGCUGCUGUCGGAGGACUCGGAGCAAUCGGAGCUGGACAAGCUGGUACAUCGCAUCAGCGAGCUGAACCAGGUGAUUGAGGCACGUGAGCAGCGUCUGCUGCAGUCGGAGCGACAGAAUGCCGAGCUUCUGGAGCUUAACCAAGAGCUGCGCGCCCGCAUCGAGGCGGCUGCCAAUAGUGCCAAUAGCCCCGAGGCGGCCGAUGACACUGUGCAGCGUCUGUCCGCCUUGGAGAAGAAAUUCCAGGCCAGCAUCCGAGAGCGCGAUGCCCUGCGCAUUCAAAUCAAAAGCCUGCGCGAUGAGCUCCAAAACAAGAUACCCAAGGACGAGCUGAUCGAAUGCAACGAAAUGAUUGCCGGCCUCCAGUCGGAGGGGGAGAAGCUCUCCAAGGAGAUACUCCAGCAAUCGACGAUCAUCAAGAAGCUGCGGGCCAAGGAGAAAACCUCAGACACACUGCUGAAAAAGAAUGGUGAGCAAAUCUCCCAGCUGUCCAGUGAAGCGGAGCGCCUGAAGCGUUCCCUGGCCGCCAAGGAGGAGAUGGAACGCACCCAAAUCGAGGCCGUGUGCCGGAUGACAGCCGAAAAAAGGCGUGCCGACGAUGACUAUGCCGAGGGACGUGGCCGCAUCAAGGAUUUGCAAUCCCAACUGGCGGCCCUACAAAUCAAAUUCGAUAGCCUCGAAUCGGAUAUCCAGAAGCAGGCACGCCUCAAGCAAGAGCGUAUGCGGGCCGAGCACGAUGAGUAUGUCCAACAGAACACGGAUCUGCGGGAAAAGCUGCGUCUGGCCGAGCACAAUCUGGUGCGCAGGGAACAACAGUUGCGCGAGGAGAAUCGACAGCUAAUACGACGCCUGGAAGCGGCCGAAAUGCGGGCGGAAAGCUCUACCCAAGAGCUGAGUGCCAUCACAAGUCCCCUCAUACGGCAAAUAGAGAAUCUUCAGCGUACUUUGGAUCAACGUUCAGCGGGCUGGAAUCGUGAGGAGCAGCAGUUACUGCAGAAAUUGGAUGCUGCUGAGGUUCAAUUGCGUUCUUUGACGCACUUGAAUACAGUGCAGGAGGAGAAGUAUGCCUUGCUAAGCACACGCUGCUCUCAGGUGGAGGAGAAGCUAUCAAAUGCCCAGCUGGAGGCCACAACGGGGCAAAGAGAGUUGCGUCAACAGGAGGCCAAUGCUGCGGGCAAGGAUAGUGAUUUUAAAAAACAAAUUAUCUUGCUGGAGGAGAAGAUCCAACAGCAGGCCAAGACCAUAGCUGACCUAGAGCAGCUAACCAAGCAGCAACAGCAAGUGGCUAAGGCGGAGACUCACCUGAAACCCCAAAGCAGUUUGCUUACCAUGGAAGCCGUUGAGUUGGCUGGAAGAAUGGAGCAACAGCAGCAGCCAAUGAAAUCCCAAACAGGAGCAGCUGGUCGUUCCUCGCCGCCUUUAAGCCUGGUGGUGGAUGAUGAGGAAGAGGCUUGGCUAGCGGAUGACCUUGAUUGUGCUUCCAAUUCGGGCCGCCAGCCCUCGGGGAUUAUUCAGGGUGUACAUCUAAAUUUUUUGGCCGGAAACACCACCACCUCCACGUUGGAGCAUUUGCAGGCUUUGCUAAAGCAACGCGAUGGUGAGCUAAAUCAUUUGCAAUGGGAAUUGUCACGCCUAAGAGCUGAACGUGAUGUCCUGGAUGGUGAAAUAUCCAAUGUGACCUUUGAACUGGAGGCGUUAAAGGAAAAAGUCGUAGAGUUUGAGGAGAUGCAAAGGGAGUAUGUGGACCUGCAGCAUCGCUAUGAUGCCUUGCUGCAAAUGUAUGGCGAGAAGGUGGAGCGCACCGAUGAGCUGGAGCUUGAUUUGACGGAACUAAAGGCCGCCUAUAAGCUGCAAAUUGAUGAACUGCUGGCCGCACCGCCGCCAAAUUUGAGACUUGUUCCAAAGCAAACAUGAUUGUCGCUGGAGCGCCGACGGUUGG